This is a messenger RNA of Bombus pyrosoma, 3276 nucleotides long. RefSeq names its product transmembrane reductase CYB561D2-like. Lineage: Eukaryota; Metazoa; Arthropoda; Insecta; Hymenoptera; Apidae. The transcript is spliced from 3 exons. Gene Ontology annotation, molecular function: transmembrane monodehydroascorbate reductase activity. The coding region runs from base 246 to 998 and encodes 250 amino acids. The record is from RefSeq and is a predicted model, not a curated record.
AAGAAAGAAAUGUUCAAUACCAUAGCAACGAGAAUAUUCCGCUCGAUUAAAGGAUGUCCGCAAUUAGUAUGAAAGCGGUCGCACUUGGAUCGUCAUCGAUGUUUACGCUCCACGAAAUAGAAACGCGUAUCUGAGUGGUUGAAAGUGUGCGAAGGGUGUGCGCGGCAAUCAGUGCGGCUAUAAUUUAAGAAGAAUUCACGUAAUUUCGGGCGAAGGAGAACGGGGUUGUUUGAUAUUUUGAAAGCAUGGAUGAAGAAGGAGUAAACGCAACGUCGUUCCAGUUGGGCCAGACAAAAGUCGAUGUCUCGUCGUCCUCGGAAUUUCCGAAUAGUUCCGCGAAUUUCGAAACCUCUGACACGAAACGAAGCGCAUGGAGCACGUGCGUUACCAUAGUUGACCUCGUUAACCAUAUACUCAUCGUUUGUCUGACAGCGUUCACCCUGUAUUACUCGGUGACUCCCAGUGUCUUCAAUCAUACGACCCUCUGCACUGUCGGGUAUGUCCUGCUGAUGUCGGAGGCUAUUGUCGUGCUCGCUGGUGACAACAUCUUGACGAGAUAUUUUACGCACCGCACAAAGAAACACCUGCAUUGGAUUCUGCAGCUACUUGGCCUGAUUUGCAUCAUUGCCGGUGUCGUGUUAAUGUACCGAGUGAAAACGGUUCACUUCAAGUCCAAUCACGCGAUCCUAGGCAUCACAUCUCUAAUCGUAAUGAUCUUUUUAACUGUGACCGGCUAUCCUGUCUUUAUCGCCGCGAAACUCCGAAAAGUAAUAAGACCGAUAACGAUUAAGUUUGGCCACAACUUCUUAGGUUUAUCGUGUUUCGCGAUCGGCAUGGCGUCACAAUGUUUGGGCUAUUGGAAAUUCAGAACGAUGAAUAUUUCGUCAAAAGUGGACGCAAGAUUGAUCUGUAUAAUCGUUAGUAUUACGAUCGUUGUGCUUUCGGCAAGGAAAGCUCUUCCGACUCUUUUCCAACAGUUCGUAAAACUAUUUAGAUAAAGAAAUCAAUAGAAUUCGACAUGUUUAUAUAGAUAAACUGAUUGAUUAGAUUAUCCGCACAUCUAUUGUAGAUCGGUGUUGCUUCACUUCUAAGAUUUAAAGUAAACGUUCGGAGAUCUUAUUGUCUUAUUAUCUUUAUCAUGUUUUUCUAAAGAACUUAUAAGUAUUUGAAAAAACACCGAUCCAGAUGGGAAAAGAUUUUGAAUCGAAGCAAAAGAUGCGAAUGUAUUUUUUUUUUUUAUUUUCCUUUAGUUAGGCGAACGUGAUCGAUGAGUAAACAUAAUUCGAUUCUUAAGCGAUACGGGGGAAUUACAACGUUCGUUGGAAAAUAGGUAUUGCGUUAACGAAUGACGCGAUCCCAUCGCGUAAUCAAAGUUCAAUUAUAUAAAGUCAUUACGCUGCGAUAUUUCCAACGUAUGUAUCAUGAUGGUGCGGUUCAAUCGCCGCUUAUACGGCGAUUCAAAAGCAGUUACAGCUCAAACGCAUUUCUAUUUCACGAACAAGACGAUUGGCGUUGCAUGAUAAUUCUUCCAUUGAAUCAUAUCAAAAUCGUUCUUGCUGCAUUGACGCAAAGUGGAUUAUUCAUUGAACCAUAUGCUCCUGACUGUUAUCUGUCAAUCGACGAUAAAGGCAAUUCGAUAAAUCCUGGAAUAUCGUAGUGAAAUACUAUAGUCCUCGUUCGUCUUUGUUUUAAUUAUUUCAAGAAAAUAGUCUUGGUUAUUUGUAUUUGAUAAAUGAAGCCAAAUUUAUUCAAUAGCGAGUUUGAACCUGUGUUUUACAUUUUUUUUUUUUUUUUUUGGUUUCGCUUCUUUUCAUGGUUGGCAUAAAUACUGCUACGCGAUUAAAAAAAUUCAAUUGACACGUAUAAAAGUCAUUUAAAUGUAAUAUUGUAUUUAUGCGUAAUAUUCUCUUCGAACCUAUAAUCCCAGAGUCGUAAUUAACGCGUAUGUUGGCACACGAUAAACUCGAUAAAAGUGCCGUUUCAGAAAUCAUUUAAAAAAGCGUUGGUUCCGUCGACGCGAUAUAUGCACGUGUCUGUAUAUUUAGUUGGCUCGUCGUUGCCGAUCGUGAGAAACGUCUAACGAAAUUCUCGUCUGUAACGAAUAUUUAUUCGCGCGUGGCACCUGAUUGCCAUAUUGGAAGACGCAGACGACGCUUCCUCGGGGAUGCAUGUUUCCCGUAUAUACGCUGCAAACAUGCAGAUGCAUAUUCGUGUUUGAGCAAAUACGCGAACGACGUUUGCCCGAGCCAAACGUGAACGCAUUAAUUAGGAGAUUUGCGACUCUUCCCUAUUGUCAUCAUUGACUAGUUUUAUCUUUCUAUUUCAUCGGGAAGGGAAGAGGGCAGAUAAAAAUUAAAAAAGAAAAGGAGAUUUCGUUUGAUAAAUGUGAUCCGAGGAACGUUAAUUUAAUGCGAAACGUUUGUCUUUCGGCAAUCGAUGCGAUCUAAUCUCCACGUAGUGGAGUAUCGUUGGAAAGCUUCGGAUCUUUUUUUUUUAUUAAUCAUCGUCCAUUUAGAUUCGUUCGAGAAUCGUUGUUUCGAAUACUCAGCGAAAACCUUUCCUGAAAAUUAUUUAAAUCGAAACUCGUUACAUUCCCGAUAUCAUUCGUCAGAAAACAUUUGUAUUCUAGCGUGGCUCAACGUGACGUGAAAUAUUUGGACGCUUUACACCAAGUAAUUUCCCUUUUCGUGUUUCAUGCUCUCUGCAAAAAAAAAAGAAACAAAAAAUCCGUACUAUUUUCUUGAUUUUUUACGACGUGCCAUCGCUCGUGUUCCCGUGUUAAUUGGUCACGGUGUUGGAUUUAAAUCAUCAUACUGAUUAUCGCAAUUGUACACUUGCCCAGAACUCUCGGCUUGUUUAAAACUAACAAAAAGUAUCGCAAAAUAAAACAUAUUGACAAGAAUUAAAGGGCUGAAUAAAUACGAAAGUAUACGGAUUUGAUGGAAUUAUUAAUCGCUACAGUUCGUUAUCGUUAUUGUUUGCGCCCGUCGAUUGAUUCGAAUUAGUUCGUUAAACCGUGAAAUUAUUCGACCUCGCCUCUUUAUUAAUUCGUUACACGCUAAAUAAACGACGCAGAUUUUUCGAACGAUGUUUUUCGUUUGGUAAAAUGGCGAUUUAAAAAACAACGCAAGACUGUAUUUUGUUCGAGAACACAACAAAACGAAUACAACGCAGCUGUAGUCACGCGAUGUAUUUUAAAAUAUGUAAAAAUUUAAUUAGAAUUACAUAUCGUACGUUUGUACCGGCGGAAAAUGAAAUAAAGCUUUUAAAAUCCUA